GGUGGCCCGGACGGAAAAGAUACCUCGGCGGCGUGGGCCCGGCUCCCUGCUCCAGGACCUAGGGAUCUUGGCCUUCCACCCUCCUCCGAGCACCAGGACUCCCUCCAGUUCCGUACCCGAGGCCUCCGUGGUGAAGAGGUGCCGGACCCGAUGAGCUCGGGAGUCCACCAUCGCUCUGCAAGCCGCAGAGAGCAUCUGCUGCCGAGGCCAAUAGGAGCCGUGUGUACUCAAGACCCUAACCAGGAUCCUGCAGGUCCCGCCUCCGCAGCCCCACGGGGCUGCCGGCCCCCCCACCUCCCAUCGCGAGCCUGGCUGCGCCGGCGUGCUUGAGCCCGGUGACUGCAAGGCCCCGGGUCUCCCCUGCGCCUGCGCGGCGAGCAGCUGGCGGAACCGGCAUCUUCUGGCGCCAGCUUCCGGCUUAGCGGCUGAGCUUCAGGCUUGACGUCAGACCCAAGCCCCAGGUCGUGGGACGAUUUCUCCCGUUUUUGACUCCCUGGAACUGUAUUGCCUGCUUUACCUGCGUACAUGUUGAUUCUUUCUCAUGGCAACCCCGCAGGAAACCAUCAAGAUCUCAUUUUACAGCUGGGAUUCUCUGGUUCACAGAGGUAACGGAGCUUGCCCGAGGCCAGUUAAACGAGAAGAUUCAUCACCGCUUUGAUGGCUGCCUCACAAACUUCACAAACUGUUGCAUCUCACGUUCCUUUUGCAGAUUUGUGUUCAACUUUAGAACGAAUACAGAAAAGUAAAGGACGUGCAGAAAAAAUCAGACACUUCAGGGAAUUUUUAGAUUCUUGGAGAAAAUUUCAUGAUGCUCUUCAUAAGAACCACAAAGAUGUCACAGACUCUUUUUAUCCAGCAAUGAGACUAAUUCUUCCUCAGCUAGAAAGAGAGAGAAUGGCCUAUGGAAUUAAAGAAACUAUGCUUGCUAAGCUUUAUAUUGAGUUGCUUAAUUUACCUAGAGAUGGAAAAGAUGCCCUCAAACUUUUAAACUACAGAACACCCACUGGAACUCAUGGAGAUGCUGGAGACUUUGCAAUGAUUGCAUAUUUUGUGUUGAAGCCAAGAUGUUUACAGAAAGGAAGUUUAACCAUACAGCAAGUAAACGACCUUUUAGACUCAAUUGCCAGCAAUAAUUCUGCUAAAAGAAAAGACCUAAUAAAAAAGAGCCUUCUUCAACUUAUAACUCAGAGUUCAGCACUUGAGCAAAAGUGGCUUAUACGGAUGAUCAUAAAGGAUUUAAAGCUUGGUGUUAGUCAGCAAACUAUCUUUUCUGUUUUUCAUAAUGAUGCUGCUGAGUUGCAUAAUGUCACUACAGAUCUGGAAAAAGUCUGUAGGCAACUGCAUGAUCCUUCUGUAGGACUCAGUGAUAUUUCUAUCACUUUAUUUUCUGCAUUUAAACCAAUGCUAGCUGCUAUUGCAGAUAUUGAGCACAUUGAGAAGGAUAUGAAACAUCAGAGUUUCUACAUAGAAACCAAGCUAGAUGGUGAACGUAUGCAAAUGCACAAAGAUGGAGAUGUAUAUAAAUACUUCUCUCGAAAUGGAUAUAACUACACUGAUCAGUUUGGUGCUUCUCCUACUGAAGGUUCUCUUACCCCAUUCAUUCAUAAUGCAUUCAAAGCAGAUAUACAAAUCUGUAUUCUUGAUGGUGAGAUGAUGGCCUAUAAUCCUAAUACACAAACUUUCAUGCAAAAGGGAACUAAGUUUGAUAUUAAAAGAAUGGUAGAGGAUUCUGAUCUGCAAACUUGUUAUUGUGUUUUUGAUGUAUUGAUGGUUAAUAAUAAAAAGCUAGGGCAUGAGACUCUGAGAAAGAGGUAUGAGAUUCUUAGUAGUAUUUUUACACCAAUUCCAGGUAGAAUAGAAAUAGUGCAGAAAACACAAGCUCAUACUAAGAAUGAAGUAAUUGAUGCAUUGAAUGAAGCAAUAGAUAAAAGAGAAGAGGGAAUUAUGGUAAAACAACCUCUAUCCAUCUACAAGCCAGACAAAAGAGGUGAAGGGUGGUUAAAAAUUAAACCAGAGUAUGUCAGUGGACUAAUGGAUGAAUUGGACAUUUUAAUUGUUGGAGGAUAUUGGGGUAAAGGAUCACGGGGUGGAAUGAUGUCUCAUUUUCUGUGUGCAGUAGCAGAGAAGCCCCCUCCUGGUGAGAAGCCAUCUGUGUUUCAUACUCUCUCUCGUGUUGGGUCUGGCUGCACCAUGAAAGAACUGUAUGAUCUGGGUUUGAAAUUGGCCAAGUAUUGGAAGCCUUUUCAUAGAAAAGCUCCACCAAGCAGCAUUUUAUGUGGAACAGAGAAGCCAGAAGUAUACAUUGAACCUUGUAAUUCUGUCAUUGUUCAGAUUAAAGCAGCAGAGAUCGUACCCAGUGAUAUGUAUAAAACUGGCUGCACCUUGCGUUUUCCACGAAUUGAAAAGAUAAGAGAUGACAAGGAGUGGCAUGAGUGCAUGACCCUGGACGACCUAGAACAACUUAGGGGGAAGGCAUCUGGUAAGCUCGCAUCUAAACACCUUUAUAUAGGUGGUGAUGAUGAACCACAAGAAAAAAAGCGGAAAGCUGCCCCAAAGAUGAAGAAAGUUAUUGGAAUUAUUGAGCACUUAAAAGCACCUAACCUUACUAACGUUAACAAAAUUUCUAAUAUAUUUGAAGAUGUAGAGUUUUGUGUUAUGAGUGGAACAGAUAGCCAGCCAAAGCCUGACCUGGAGAACAGAAUUGCAGAAUUUGGUGGUUAUAUAGUACAAAAUCCAGGCCCAGACACGUACUGUGUAAUUGCAGGGUCUGAGAACAUCAGAGUGAAAAACAUAAUUUUGUCAAAUAAACAUGAUGUUGUCAAGCCUGCAUGGCUUUUAGAAUGUUUUAAGACCAAAAGCUUUGUACCAUGGCAGCCUCGCUUUAUGAUUCAUAUGUGCCCAUCAACCAAAGAACAUUUUGCCCGUGAAUAUGAUUGCUAUGGUGAUAGUUAUUUCAUUGAUACAGACUUGAACCAACUGAAGGAAGUAUUCUCAGGAAUUAAAAAUUCUAACGAGCAGACUCCUGAAGAAAUGGCUUCUCUGAUUGCUGAUUUAGAAUAUCGGUAUUCCUGGGAUUGCUCUCCUCUCAGUAUGUUUCGACGCCACACCGUUUAUUUGGACUCGUAUGCUGUUAUUAAUGACCUGAGUACCAAAAAUGAGGGGACAAGGUUAGCUAUUAAAGCCUUGGAGCUUCGGUUUCAUGGAGCAAAAGUAGUUUCUUGUUUAGCUGAGGGAGUGUCUCAUGUAAUAAUUGGGGAAGAUCAUAGUCGUGUUGCAGAUUUUAAAGCUUUUAGAAGAACUUUUAAGAGAAAGUUUAAAAUCCUAAAAGAAAGUUGGGUAACUGAUUCAAUAGACAAGUGUGAAUUACAAGAAGAAAACCAGUAUUUGAUUUAAAGCUAGGUUUCCUAGUGAGGAAAGCCUCUGAUCUGGCAGACUCAUUGCAGCAGGUGGUAAUGAUAAAAUACUAAACUACAUUUUAUUUUUGUAUCUUAAAAAUCUAUGCCUAAAAAGUAUCAUUACAUAUAGGAAAACAAUAAUUUUAACUUUUAAGGUUGAAAAGACAAUAGCCCAAAGCCAAGAAAGAAAAAUUAUCUUGAAUGUAGUAUUCAAUGAUUUUUUAUGAUCAAGGUGAAAUAAACAGUCUAAAGAAGAGGUGUUUUUAUAAUAUCCAUAUAGAAAUCUAGAAUUUUUACUUAGAUACUAAUAAAAUACAUUUAGAAACUUUUAAAGUCAUGAAAAAGCAUUAACCUUCUAAACAGUAUAUUCUAAAAAGUCAAAACGUUAACAAUAGUUUUUAUCUAAUAAAAGCACUGCAAGAAAAUAGGGUAGAAUUGUUACAGCUGGACUUGUAAAAAUAUGUCUUUUUACUCAGGGUUUAAAAUGUCCCAUUUAAAUAUGAAAUGUAAACAAAUUUGUUUUUUAAGGUUAAGGCCAAAUGUAACAAUAAAACCCUGUCGAUGGUUUUAGCUAAAUUAGAGGAAGUUGUAUGAGACUUAAUGAUCUAAAAACUUAAAAUUGAAUUGGUUUGAUUAAAAAUAAAGCUUGCAAUUUUAAAAGUAGCUCACAUUUAAUUUCUUGUGUGAAAUAGAACAUGCUUUAAAGGAAGUAUUUUUAUGUGAAUUUGCAUUCCAGUAUAAAUAGUAUUCACAAAAAAGAUUUUCCUAGAUUUUAUCUAUUGAAUAGGUGUCAAUAUGGCAUGCAUAUUGUAACUUUCAUUAGAAAUAAGUUGCUUUGACUUUUAAAAAUGACAUAGUUAGAUUAUUUAAAGUCAAUGUAUAUAGUAUAUAUUAUGUAUGGAUUUAUAUACCAAAUUUUGGAAUACAGCCUAUCUCAUGACCAUAUUGAAAUGUACGGAAUUUGAUCCAUGCGAUACUAUGUGUGCAUUAUUUGAAAGUUAUUGGAAAUUUUAUUCAAACCGUGGAACAAAUGUAUGUGAUUUUGUUAUACUUCUUAAUUUAAAUAAAAUAUUUAAUGCACUAUUAAAA
Molecule: messenger RNA, 4484 nt
Organism: Homo sapiens (human)
Lineage: Eukaryota; Metazoa; Chordata; Mammalia; Primates; Hominidae
Gene: LIG4
Product: DNA ligase 4
Exons: 4
Coding region: 658-3393 (911 amino acids)
Biological process (GO): response to ionizing radiation; V(D)J recombination; DNA biosynthetic process
Cellular component (GO): nucleus; DNA-dependent protein kinase-DNA ligase 4 complex
Molecular function (GO): DNA binding; DNA ligase activity; DNA ligase (ATP) activity
Source: RefSeq, marked reviewed